This is a messenger RNA of Monopterus albus (swamp eel), 4611 nucleotides long. It is a transcript of the gene tmtc1, whose product is annotated as transmembrane O-mannosyltransferase targeting cadherins 1. Bases 132 to 2738 code for a protein of 868 amino acids. Gene Ontology annotation, biological process: RNA processing; protein O-linked glycosylation via mannose. Lineage: Eukaryota; Metazoa; Chordata; Actinopteri; Synbranchiformes; Synbranchidae. Gene Ontology annotation, molecular function: mannosyltransferase activity; protein binding. The transcript has 19 exons. The record is from RefSeq and is a predicted model, not a curated record.
UACAUCCACACCGUCCCCGCGGUACAGGACAGUACAUACAGACGCUACCUGCUCGGCGGAAUGGACCUAUCAUUCGGUGCUCCCAGUUUCAUCUUCAGCUCAGCGGAGCCACGGGAGAAGCCAGGUCCGACAUGACAGCGCCCGGGCGGGAGAAGAAAUUUCGCCUGCAGCCGCGGGUGAUAUUCCGGUCGGAGGCAUCGUGGGCUGCGGGUCGCUACGCCGUGCUGGCUAUCCUGUGCGUCCUGUGCUACAGCAACUCUCUCCGCGGGGAGUUGGUGCACGACGAUGUGUGGGCUAUCAUCAACAACCCGGACGUCCGACCGGGCUCCAGUCUCAGAAACAUCUUUAGCAACGACUUCUGGGGAAAGAGGAUGACAGACAAUACGAGCCACAAGUCCUACAGACCGCUGUGCAUCCUCACCUUCAAGUUGAACAUCGUGUUGGGCGGCAUGACACCUCUGUAUUUCCACAUCGUCAACGUGUUUUUGCACUGCGCCGUAACCUGCCUGCUAAUGCACACAUGUGAAUGCUGCGUGUUUGAAGACUCGCGUCUGGCCUUCGUCACAGCUCUCCUCUUUGCUGUGCACCCUGUCCACACCGAGGCCGUGUCUGGUAUUGUGGGCAGGGCAGACGUCUUGGCCUGUCUUCUGUUCUUGCUGACGUUCCUCUCCUAUAUUAGGAGCGUGGCAGUUUGUGUCUGCAAGGACUCUCUGCCCUCCACGGUUUCUGUGUGGUCUCUGCUCAUUAGUUUGUUCCUCGGUACCUGUGCCAUGCUGGUCAAGGAGACGGGCAUCACCGUAUUUGGAGUGUGUGUUCUCUAUGACGCCCUCGUGCUCUGCCGCAAGCCUCUCAUCUACCACCUGUCUGGCUCCAGACUCAGGGACCUCUUCUACAUCUGCAGCCCCUUCAUCAAAAGAGCCUGCCUUAUCUCUGGCUAUGUGAUCAUCAUCAUGUCAGUCAGGCUGUGGCUGAUGGGAGGAUCCAUGCCUCUUUUCUCAGAACAGGACAACCCUGCCUCCUUCUCACCUCACUUGCUUACAAGGAUUUUGACCUACUCUUAUUUGCUGUCCUUUAAUGCCUGGCUGCUGCUGGCCCCCAUCGUGCUCUGUUACGACUGGCAAGUGGGCAGUAUUCCCCUGGUGGAGUCACUAGGAGACAUGCGCAACCUGGCUACUGUGCUGCUGGCUGUGGUGAUGGUGGCGCUCUGUCUGCACUGCGUCUUCUCACUGCAGAGACAGGAGAACAGGGGGGUGUGGGUGGGAUUGUUGUUUCUGGUGUUCCCCUUCAUUCCUGCCAGUAACCUUUUCUUCAGGGUUGGAUUUGUCGUGGCUGAGAGGGUUCUCUAUAUGCCGAGUAUGGGUUACUGUAUCCUGGUGGCUCACGGCCUGGGCCGGCUGUGUUCGGUGGUAGGCCGUUGGGGCACCACAGUCCUCAGCAUCUUCAUGUUGCUGCUAUUCCUCCUCUUCUCCUGGAAAACCCUCCAGCAGAACCACGUAUGGCUCUCCAGGGAGGCCCUCUUCUGCUCUGGUAUCCAGACCCUGCCUCACAAUGCCAAAGUCCACUACAACUACGCCAACUUCCUGAAAGACAGUGGUCGCCACCAGGAGGCCAUUCACCACUACACCACUGCCCUCAGGUUAUAUCCCCGUCAUGCCAGUGCCAUGAACAAUCUCGGCACUCUGACACGCAACCCAGAGGAGGCUGAACGCUACUACAGGAAAGCAUUGAACACCAACCCUCAGCAUAACCGAGCUCUCUUCAACCUGGGAAACCUCCUCAAGUCCCAGGGGAAGGAGAAAGAGGCUGAGGCUCUGCUGAAAGACUCCAUACGUUUCGGUCCACAUUUUGCUGAUGCUUAUUCCAGUCUGGCAUCACUCUAUGCUGAACAGAAACGCUUUCAUGAAGCCAAUGAAGUGUAUCUGAAAGGUAUAGAGAACUGCCCAGACAGCUCUGACUUGCAUAAUAAUUACGGAGUGUUUCUGGUCGAUACAGGAGAAGGGGAGCUGGCCGCCGCUCACUACCAGCAAGCAGUUCGACUCAAACCAGCACACUAUGUUGCCAUGGUGAACCUGGGCCGUCUGCUCCGAUCAUCCAAUGAGAACAAAGAAGCAGAGUCUUGGUACAAGAGGGCUCUGCAGGUGACAAGGAAGGUGGAGAUCCUAGCACCUCUCGGAGCGCUGUACUACAACACAGGGCGAUAUGAGGAGGCCCUGCAGGUGUACAGAGAGGCCGCUGCCUUGCAGCCAGAGAGCACCGAUAUCUGGUUGGCUCUGGCUCAGGUUUUAGCCAUGGCUGGUCAUACCAAAGAGGCAGAGAACAUGACCUUGGACAUCAUAUCCAGGGAAAGAAGCUGCAUCGAAUGUUACCGCCUCCUGUCUGCCAUAUACAGCAAGCGUGGCAACUUUACAGAGGCUCUGGAUGCCCUGGACAGAGCCCUGCAGCAGAAUCCCAGUGAUCUGACAGUGAGAGCAGAGCUGUAUUUCUCCAAAGGGAACCAGCUCCGAGAGAUGAACCAGCUGGACCGAGCCUUUGAGAGCUACAAGCUGGCUGUUGAACUCAAACCUGACCAGUCCCAGGCCUGGAUGAACAUGGGAGGGAUUCAGCACAUUAAGGGAGACUAUGCAGCAGCCAGGAUGUACUACCAGCGAGCCCUUCUACUCAGCCCUGGUUCCAAACUUCUGAAGGAGAACCUGGCCAAGCUGGACCGGCUGGAGAGGAGGCUGACAGGGGGGGAGUAGACCAUCACAGUCCCACAGAUGCUGUUCCAUCCUGGCUGUGGAUCAGGUAGCAAGGCACUGCCCACCGUUCUGGAGCCCAAUCACCAGCCACCAAGCUGCUGGAUAAAAUGACCUGGUUACUAAGACAAUCUGUCUGUGUGGUGACCUUGUCAGGACUGCAGCAUUGUUCGGCGUGUAGCGCCAAAGAGACUGGUCGAGCCACAAUCCAGAAGCCUUUCAUGGGGUAAACAAAAAAGAACGGCUGGUUGAAGAUCACUGGGAGCUCCAUGCAUUGCCUUGUGUGCGUCAGCUUGCACAUCUGCUUUAGACAUUUAUGUUUGAUUGAUUUAUUAUUUAGGUUCAUGUGAAGUAAUUUCUGUUGUGGCACUUAAUCACAGAUUAUUAUUGAGUGUUCUGCUCUGCCUAUGAGAAUUAUUCAUGUAUUUACAUCAGUGCAGUCAAAGUGUGUGAAAAAUGUUAUUAUCUUGAAGGCAAAGAGCAUGUGAGUUCAUUCAUCACCUUUUGGAAAUAUUAUGUCUAACAAAAUUUUCUAAGCUCAAAGGUCUGUUUACUAUCCUUUCAAAGCUUUCAAUGGUCAAGGUCUAAUUCUGUGAACACAUCUGGCUCAGGUGUCAUCAUGUGACUUAAGAAUAAGCAUCAUCUGGGAAGGGGUCGAAGACAUUGACCAGGUCUCAGUGGAUGACCAAAGAAAGAUAAAGAAGGAUAUUAGCAGCUGACUCCAGGGACCAGUAAUCUGUCAACAUGACUUGAAGCUUGCAGUAUGAAACGUUUCAUUUGUGGAAAAUAAAUGGACCAGAGAAGGUAGCCUUAUGUACAGUAGCAAUUAAAGGCUGUCAUUUAAGCUAACGAUCAAAUCUCACAAACAUGUGCCUCCUCCAAAAUAGAUGGCAUUCAUUAAGUGGAAAUGAGCAUUUAUAGCCAGUGCUUAAGAGAGUUUGGUGACUCUGACUUGGAACACUUGUAUGAAAAACAAGUCCAGAAUAAAAGUUCAAAAGCAACAUGAAGGCCUGUUGUUUUUCAAAUCAUAAUUUUCCUGGUUUGUCAAGUGGAAACUGGCUUCACUGUAGAGCUACCACUUGUGAUUGUAGAGUGAUGCUUUUUUAACCCAAUAAAUAAUCUUUGAGUAUGGACAGAGAGGGCACAUUAGCCACAUCAAGUAACUUGCAGUAUCUAUUAGCUAGAUUCAUGAGUACAAGUUAAAUUCUGGAUGAAGACUUUAUACAGUCAUUUGAGGAAGUUAAAGUGACAAGAGGCUGACUUCUACAACAAAACAAUGCUCCAAGGCAGACCUCAUAAUCCACCACGAGGUGCUUAAAGAAGCAUAAACUGAACAGCCUCUUUGAACCAGGACGGAACUUGCAAACUACUAAUACAUAGUAUACAUCAUAUCCAAAAUUCCAUUAGGCCAGCUCCAUUCGCUGAAGACCACUGACAGUUGAAAGCUCUGAAAACAUACCAAGUGGACCUUUGAGUUUAGAUCAUUGAUACACAUGAAAGAUACGGUUUUUAAAAAAAAGAAUUUUGAUUUGUCUUUGUUGGAAUGUAUCAGUGAAUAUAACAAAAGGCAAAAUCUCUAUAGCUAUCAGAUUAUAUGACUGAAUAGAAAUGAUUUCUUUGUUGACAAACUAUACCGUGUUCCUUUGACCUCCAUUUCCAAAAGUGGUUUCAGUAUAUGACCUGAUGUUGCAAGCCUUCUGCAAGCAUAAUAGGCUAGUGUGUCUGCUCCAGUGUGAGGAGUUGAAACUUGUGGCUUCAUUUGUAGCAGAACCCCUGAAGACUGCUAUUUGGUUGCUUGUUGUGGUUUUGUUGUGAAUGAAUUUUGUUGUGGAAUGAAAAUGAAGUGACUCGUGCAAUGACUGACUUGCAACAAGAA